Messenger RNA from Actinia tenebrosa (Australian red waratah sea anemone), 2476 nucleotides. Its product is annotated as pre-mRNA-splicing factor RBM22. Gene Ontology annotation, molecular function: pre-mRNA binding; metal ion binding; U6 snRNA binding. The record is from RefSeq and is a predicted model, not a curated record. NCBI's taxonomy places the organism in Eukaryota, Metazoa, Cnidaria, Anthozoa, Actiniaria, Actiniidae. Gene Ontology annotation, cellular component: Prp19 complex; U2-type catalytic step 2 spliceosome; U2-type catalytic step 1 spliceosome.
AGUCAGCGGUAAUCCAAAUCCUAAACGAGGCAGAGUACGCAUUCAAGAUGGCGACUUCAAAGAGUGCAAACACUUACAACAGACAAAACUGGGAAGAUUCGGAGUUUCCCAUUUUAUGUCAAACAUGUCUUGGAGAUAACCCUUACAUUCGGAUGACCAGAGAGACACAUGGAAGGGAAUGCAAGAUUUGUGCAAGACCUUUCACAAUCUUCAGGUGGUGUCCUGGUGCCAAGAUGAGGUUUAAGAAGACAGAAGUGUGUCAGACUUGCUCAAAGUUAAAGAAUGUGUGUCAGACUUGUUUGCUUGACCUUGAUUAUGGUCUACCAGUGCAAGUUAGAGAUAAAUCCUUAGGUUUGAAAGAUGACAUGCCCAAGUCAGAUGUUAAUAAGGAAUAUUAUACACAAAACAUAGAAAAUCAGCUUGCAGAUUCUGAUGGAACUACGCCUGGAGGAGCACUGGGUAAAGCUAAUGCACCAAGCGAUCUCUUAAUGAAAUUAGCAAGAACCACCCCUUAUUACAAGAGAAACAGACCACAUAUAUGUUCAUUCUGGGUCAAAGGGGAGUGUAAAAGAGGAGAGGAAUGUCCGUAUAGACAUGAUAUGCCAACAGAUCCAAAUGACCCACUGGCAGAUCAAAACAUCAAAGAUCGUUACUAUGGCAUCAAUGAUCCUGUCGCAAACAAGCUGCUCAAACAGGCUCAUAGUAUGCCAACACUUGAAACACCAACAGAUAGAUCUAUUACUACUCUUUAUGUGGGUGGUCUGGAAGGAAAGGUCAAUGAACAGGAUUUAAGGGAUUAUUUCUAUCAGUUUGGGGAGCUAAGAUCAAUCACUAUGGUUCCAAGACAAAACUGUGCCUUUGUGUGCUUUACCUCUCGUCAUUCAGCUGAAACUGCAGCAGAGAGGUCUUUUAACAAGCUCAUUCUGAAGGGGAGAAGGCUGAAGAUAAUGUGGGGUAAAGCCCAAGGACAGCAGCCAACGCCAGGCAGGCAGGGUGGUAUACAACUAACUCCAGUGCCUGGAUUACCUGGAGCUCUUCCUCCACCACCAAAAGAAGUCAAUGACCACCACCAAGGCAACAACUUCUUCAACCUAGAAAAACCAUCCACAUCAGGCCCUCCAACCAUCCCACCUCCUCCUCCAUCAGCCAUACCUCCACCACCGUCACAAAGAAACCCACCACCCAACCUCCCACCACCACCCCCCGGACCAGGACAACGAAUGCCCCCUCCCCCUAUGAGAAUGCCUGGUGGGCCACCUCCCCCUGGAUUUAUACGGCCACCACCUCCAUUUGGACCCCCACCUCCGUUUGGCCCUCCUCCACCAUUCUAUGGGGCUCCACCACCCCCUGGAGGAAUGCCACCACCAAGACCUGGACCACCUCCUGUUCAUUAUCCAUCUCAGGAUCCUCAGAGAUUAGGAGCUUCAAAGGGCUCACAGCAAGAGGAACCUCCUAAGUCUUCAUCUGCCAGCACUUGAAGAAUUAUGUUCCCACAUGGGCCUACUUUAAAUCUUUUAUCUAAGGAUAAAUCUGCUGUUCAUUAUCCAUCUCGGGAAUCUCAGAGAUUAGGAGCUUUAAAUUCUGGAUUCACAGCAAGAGAAGCCUACUCUUUAUAACAUUUGCCAGGUCUUUCAAUCUAUUCAGCUGAGAGUAAACUUAUUGAAAUAUACAUUUACAGACUUGUAAAUACAUCGAGGUAUCUUGUAUCUGUAAUCAUGCCAUAGAUAGCAGUUCAGAGAUAAAUUGAGAAAAUACAUGUAAAAGUUGCUGAAGAGUAGGUYGUACUUAAUGUUAUCAGGGAGAAAUGACUGUAAAAUGCUGUUAUAAACAUUCAUAAUUCAAUUGUAAUCCCCAGUACAUACACUGUACUUACUUUAUCAAUAGAAUUUUUUAAUAAUAUUUUAUCAGAGUGAAACUGAUGUCAAAUAGUUAGACACAACUUCAAUGAUGUACGAAAGCUUGAUAAAAUAAAUAAGUCAUGSGCAGUUCCCUUGUGAUAGCCUAGGUAGCUGCAUUCCUCCACCGCUACAUACAUGUAUGCAUCAAUUUUUACAGAAUGCCAAGCAAUGCAAGCUACCCUUAGGGUGACUUGAUAUAUUGAAUGCUGCUUUCAACAACUUAUUUUUUAAUGAUGCAUAUCAAAAUCACUAACAUAAUUAUUGAACUUGUCUCAUUCCAAUGGUUGUUGAUAACAUAAGUUUUUCCCCCAGAUACAUACACGUAAUUAGAUCUAGGCUUUGUUGCUAAUGUUGACUUAUUUAAGUUUUAUUCAAGUGAUUGGUUUUUUCAUGUAGUCCCGGUUAGUGUCUGCACAGGAACUAUCUGCAUUUAACAGACCUGGAGUGGAAACACUAAAUCCAUAAAAAAAGUAAUAAAUUGCUCACUAUUUAGUACUAAAUUGCACUAAUGAAACUUGAGAAAAACGUUGUAAGAAAUUGGACAAAUAGUAAGGUCAGUAGACCAUAGACCUACAAAA